Molecule: messenger RNA, 1827 nt
Organism: Geosmithia morbida
Lineage: Eukaryota; Fungi; Ascomycota; Sordariomycetes; Hypocreales; Bionectriaceae
Exons: 4
Coding region: 1-1827 (608 amino acids)
Molecular function (GO): protein binding
Source: RefSeq, a predicted model, not a curated record
AUGUCUAUGUAUCCCCAUCGCGCCAUGGGCGCUGUGCCCCCGGGCAAUGCAGCCCGCCUCAAUGAACUUCUUGAUCAGAUCAGAGCCGAGUUUGACACUCAGGUCCGCCAGACAGAAGGGUUUGAACACCAAAUCGCGGCCCAGGUCAGUGAGAUGCAACUUGUUCGCGAGAAGGUCUAUGCCAUGGAGCAGACCCAUAUGACACUGAAGCAAAAGUAUGAGGAGGAGCUUAGUGUUCUGCGACACCAGCUGGCCGAAGCUACUCGCGGUAAGGCUGGUGCUGCCCAGCCCACCAUGCCCGGCCCUCCCCAGGGUGCGGGCCCCGCGCAGGCGCCUCCUUCGAUCGCCCCCGGAAAUGGCCUCUUCAGUGGCAUCAUGGCCGGCAGUAACCAGAGCGGCCUCGCUCCGCCACAGCAGCAUCAGCAGCAUGGCCCGCCCCAGGAGCAGCUGAGCCACCAGCACCAGAUGGCUGCCCAGGCGCCUCCGGGUCUGCCCGUGCCUCCCCACCCUUCUGCUCAGCAGCAGCCGGGCCCCUACCAGCAAGCCUACCCUCAGGCUCCCAUGUCCAAUGGCAUGGCGCCGCAGCCUCCUCAGGGUACCGCGUCUCCUGGGCCUGGCCGUCGUGGCGUUGGCCGCCCUCCUAACGGUGUCGGUCCGGCCACUCCGCAGAUCAACACUCCCGUUCCUUAUGCGGGAAGUGCCCAGUCACCCCAGAUCAACCAGCCGACCCCCGACCAUGCUCGCAUGGGAGGUCCCCGGGCCCCACCGCCUGUCGGCAAUGCUCUCGGUGAGCUCGACCUCGAUGCUGUGGCCCCUCACAAUAAGAAGACUGGAGCCGACUGGCAUGCCAUAUUUAACGCCCAGGUUCAGCGAGUCCUGGAUGUGGACCUUGUUCACUCCCUCCAGCAUGACAGUGUUGUUUGUUGCGUUCGGUUCAGCCAGGACGGCAAGUACGUCGCCACUGGCUGCAACAGGUCUGCUCAAAUCUUCGACGUCAGCACUGGAGAGAAGGUUUGUGUUCUUGAAGACCACAGUGCUACUGACCCCAUGGGCGGUACCGACCUCUACAUCAGAAGCGUUUGCUUCAGCCCCGACGGCCGUUACCUUGCCACUGGUGCCGAGGACAAGAUCAUCAGGGUUUGGGACAUCCAAACCAGGACGAUCCGAAACCACUUCACCGGCCACGAGCAGGAUAUUUACUCGCUCGACUUUGCUAGGGAUGGCCGCACUAUUGCCUCGGGCAGCGGUGACCGUACUGUUCGCCUCUGGGACAUUGAGCAGGGUGGCAACACUCUUACGCUUACUAUAGAGGACGGAGUCACGACGGUUGCCAUCUCGCCUGACACGCAAUACGUUGCUGCCGGUUCCCUCGACAAGAGCGUGCGUGUCUGGAGCAUCCCUGAUGCUACCCUGGUUGAGCGCCUGGAGGGUAUCGACGGUCACAAGGACUCUGUUUACUCUGUGGCAUUCUCACCCAACGGCAAAGACCUCGUUAGCGGCAGUCUGGAUCGCACUAUCAAGAUGUGGGAACUUGGCGCACCGCGCGGCGGUCGCGAGGGCAGCCGAACGGGCAAGUGCAUCAAGACCUUCGAGGGUCACCGCGACUUCGUCCUAUCAGUCGCCCUGACCCCCGACGCCAACUGGGUGCUCUCCGGAUCUAAGGACCGCGGCGUGCAGUUCUGGGACCCCAGGACUGGUACUACCCAGCUGAUGCUUCAGGGCCAUAAGAACUCUGUCAUCUCGGUUGCUCCUAGUCCCCAGGGUGGCUUCUUCGCUACGGGAUCUGGUGACAUGAAGGCCCGUAUCUGGUCGUACCGCCCUCUGUAG